CCACGCCCCCCUCUCCGAACUCGGUCCUCCUGUUUCCCGGCAUGCCGCGCGGCCCGGAAGCGGCUGGUCGCUAUGGAGGAGGACGAGCCCGAGCUGGCGGCCGGGCUGGAGGCGGCGCUGGAGCUGGCGCCCGCCGUGCAGGCCGCGAUCGAGCAGGUGUUCCCCAGCCAAGAUCCCCUGGACAGAGCAGAUUUCAACGCUGUGGAGUACAUCAACACUCUCUUUCCCACUGAGCAAUCUUUGGCAAACAUCGAUGAAGUUGUGAACAAAAUCAGACUGAAAAUAAGGAGGUUGGAUGACAACAUUCGAACUGUAGUGAGGGGACAGACGAACGUGGGACAGGAUGGCAGGCAGGCACUGGAAGAAGCUCAGAAAGCCAUCCAGCAACUCUUUGGUAAAAUUAAGGAUAUUAAAGACAAGGCUGAAAAAUCAGAACAAAUGGUUAAAGAUAUCACGCGGGAUAUCAAGCAGCUAGAUCAUGCCAAGCGUCAUCUGACCACCUCCAUCACCACCCUCAAUCACCUGCACAUGCUGGCAGGAGGAGUGGACUCACUGGAGGCUAUGACCAGGAGGAGACAGUAUGGGGAAGUUGCCAACCUCCUCCAAGGCGUUGUGAAUGUGUUAGAGCACUUCAACAAAUACAUGGGGAUUCCUCAGAUUCGGCAGCUGUCUGAAAGGGUGAAGGCAGCGCAAAAUGAAUUAGGACAGCAGAUCCUGGCUGACUUUGAGGAAGCCUUUCCUUCUCAAGGUACAAAGAGGCCUGGUGGACCCAGCAACGUUCUGCGUGAUGCGUGUCUAGUCGCAAAUGUCCUGGAUCCCAGAAUCAAACAGGAAAUCAUCAAGAAAUUUAUUAAACAACACCUCUCGGAGUAUCUGGUCCUUUUCCAAGAGAACCAAGAUGUCGCCUGGCUGGAUAAGAUUGACAGGCGCUAUGCUUGGAUAAAACGUCAGCUGGUGGACUAUGAGGAGAAAUACGGGCGCAUGUUUCCCCAGGAGUGGUGCAUGACAGAGCGCAUCGCUGUGGAGUUCUGUCACGUCACAAGGACUGAGCUCUCAAAGAUAAUGCGCACAAGAGCAAAGGAGAUUGAGGUCAAAUUGCUUUUGUUUGCAAUUCAGAGGACGACCAACUUUGAAGGACUUCUGGCUAAACGUUUCUCAGGUUGCACUCUAGGUGAUGGGACAGUGAAAAAGCCAGACGUGCCUCCUCCCUCUACCAACCCAUUUCUCGAGGAUGAAGCUGGGACAGAGACAGAUGAGAUUGUAAUUGAAAAAAGUGAUGCAGAAAAACCAAAGAAGCCAAAGGCCCCUGACAAUCCUUUCCAUGGCAUUGUUUCCAAGUGCUUUGAGCCUCACCUUUAUGUGUAUAUUGAGUCCCAGGACAAAAAUCUCAGCGAGCUGAUCGACAGGUUUGUGGCUGACUUCAAGGCUCAAGGUCCUCCCAAGCCCAACGUGGAUGAAGGAGGAGCCGUCCUGCCCAGCUGUGCCGACCUCUUUGUUUACUACAAGAAGUGCAUGGUGCAGUGCUCCCAGCUCAGCACAGGCGAACCCAUGAUAGCCCUGACCACCAUAUUCCAGAAGUACCUUCGGGAAUACGCCUGGAAAAUUCUGUCUGGAAACCUGCCCAAGACAACUAGCAGCAGUAGCGGGCUCACCAUCACUAGUUUGCUGAAAGAAAAGGAAGGCUCUGAAGUGGCGAAGUUUACUUUAGAAGAACUCUGCCUCAUUUGCAGCAUCCUUAGUACAGCAGAGUACUGCCUGGCGACCACCCAGCAGUUGGAAGAGAAACUCAAAGAAAAAGUGGAUGCGAGUCUAGUGGAGAGGAUCAACCUGACGGGAGAGACAGACACUUUCAGCAUCGUGAUCUCCAACAGCAUCCAGCUGCUAGUGCAGGACCUGGAUGCAGCCUGUGACCCUGCCCUGACUGCGAUGAGCAAGAUGCAGUGGCAGAACGUGGAACACGUUGGCGAUCAGAGUCCUUAUGUCACCUCGGUAAUCCUCCACAUCAAGCAGAACGUCCCCAUCAUCCGCGACAACCUGGCAUCCACGAGGAAGUACUUCACUCAGUUCUGCAUCAAGUUCGCAAACUCCUUCAUUCCCAAGUUCAUUAACCACCUCUUCAAGUGCAAACCCAUUAGCAUGGUGGGAGCAGAACAGCUGCUGCUGGACACCCACUCCCUGAAGAUGGUUCUCCUGGAUCUGCCUUCCAUUGGGUCCCAGGUGGUGAGGAAGGCUCCCGCCAGCUACACGCGGAUAGUGGUGAAAGGCAUGACUCGGGCUGAAAUGAUCCUGAAGGUGGUCAUGGCUCCACACGAGCCCCCGGUUGUGUUUGUUGACAAUUACAUCAAGCUCCUUGCUGACUGCAGCACGGACACCUUCCAGAAGAUACUGGACAUGAAGGGCCUGAAGAGGAGCGAGCAAAGCAGCAUGCUGGACCUCUUCCGCCAGCGCCUCCCGGCACCGCCCUCUGGAGCAGAGAGCACCGGCUCCCUCUCGCUGAGCGCUCCCACGCCGGAGCAGGAGUCCUCUCGGAUACGGAAACUGGAGAAGCUCAUCAAAAAAAGACUCUGAGCCCGCAGGAGAAAAGGCUGUUGCUCAGGACUAGCUCCAGUCGCUGGGAGCAAAGCUCUUCGGACUUGUGUUUUACAGAAUGCUGCUGCUGAAAAAUUGGUGUCCCGUGAUUGUCGUGCCCUGUGAUCCGUUAACCAUCGUACACCGUGGCACUGCAGCUCUGCUCAGACUGAGGGAGAAUCUGACCAAGGUGUUCGCCUUUAGGUAGCUUAGCAUGAGUGAAACCCCGUGUGGUGGAGAAAACAGGUACCUGGAGGUCAGCAGCUGCAGAAAUGGUUUGGGUGGAUUCAGAGAAUAUCCGGCUGCGAUACGCUUGGCAUCCCGGCCAUCAGCCCAGCCAGGCUCUGCUGCUGCAGCACUAAGGCUUUUGCCCAAGAACUCGGUGUUACUGCUCACUCCCUGCUUUCAGAGCUGCUCCUCUGUUUCAUUAUUUAUUCUGGGGGGAGGGAAGGCGAUAACAAAACAAACAAAACUAAAAGGAGGAGGAAAACCUUUAAGAGCUGAGCUCCAGGCAUCUGCAGUGAAACCACUGGAAAUGCCCAGUGUGGGUUUCACCCCUGCUCCCAGAACAGGCGCGCACAAACCACCAGGAAAAACAGCAAGGCAGCUCCUUUUCAGAACAGGGGGAGAGGGCUGAAUGAAUGAAUGCCUUCUGAGCCUUGCCUGAUACCCUAGAGGCCAAACUAAACACUACGGAGCCCAUCUCCAGCUCCUUGUUAUUUCCGUCGCAUGUGCUGGGCUCACCCCUGUCCCUGAUGGGAGUUCCCGUGCUGCAUCUCGCCCUCCAUCCACGGUGGGAUAAGGGAUCAGCGUGGUAAGUUCAUGGGAUAAGCGUGGUACGGUACCAGCCCUGGUUCUCAUGCCAAGGGGCAUGGCCAGAGCUUGGGUCUGCCCCUGUGGCCCCUUUGCUGCCCUGCACGGAGAGAUGCUGGAACUGUUGGAGCCUGCAGCUGCCAGGGCCUCUUCCCGGACAGGAUGCUUACACAAGCCUCAGACUUCAAAGGCCUUCUUCUCCUCCUCCUCCUCUGAGAGGGGAGAGGAGAACCAGAGGUGAAAUAAUUCAGAUAACCUGGGCCUCCCUUCAUGGGGGUCCAGCUCACGCUGGCACCCAUCCACAAAGCCAGCACAGAGCAGGGUCUGGCCUGGGGUGUGUGGACAUCAGCAUCCCUCCCCUGCCCCUUGUGUAAGCCUCCCGGAGGAGUUUCAGGCAGGGACAUGUCAUCUCCUCGUUAGUGACGCUGGAUUUCUUCCUAAACUCCUCUGUGUGCUUUUCUUGGGAGGCAUAUGCCUGAUCGGUAAACAGUUGAAUCCCACAUGGAUUUAGGGGCAGAUAAACCAGUUGUGCCUGCUUUAUUUUAACUCAAGCUUCACUCGGAUUUGCAGGAAAUAAAAAGUCAUGUAAGAGUUUGGGAGGUGAGGAGUGAUCGCGCUGUCAGACGCCUUCUCGGGAGGGCUCCCCCCACAUAAAGUUGGGCCUUAGGACUGUGUUUUUAGGGGGCUGUGGUCACUCUGAAUUUUAGUAUUCACUGUGGCACAUAUGGGAUGAAGGAAGGGGUGAUGCACACUGCAGGAAAAUGAGCUGUGUGCACCCAAACCCAGAGAUUCACCAGAACUCGGGGGGGGAAAUGAGAGGUUCCUGUGCCUACCUGGCUGCAUUUUGGUUCUGUCCCAGGGCAGGGAGCUGGGUGGUGGCAGGGGUGCGAGCUACACCCCUUCCCUCUCCUCAGCUGGGUGGUUCUGGGAGGGCAGAUCUCGUGCCUAGCUCGGUAAAACCCUGUACUCCUUCUGCACAGCCAGCAAGUCAGCCUGCGCCCGAACAGUCAGGACUUGAGCACGGGAUUCCAGCAGAAAGAAUAAAUCCGCAGAGAUGAAACCCUCACUAGUCAGGUAUUGCUAACACCCAGCUGCUGCUGCGGGGAGGUGUGAGCUAACAACUACACCCACACCAGCUCUUUAGGACACGUUUUCAGGGGUCUCCCCAGGCUGGAUCCUGGCUGCAGCGUGCGGGUGCUGAGCUGCAGUGAUGCCCCAGCAGCAGUUACGAGGGACGGCAGUUUCUCAUCACUCCAGUUUUACAAAUCUCCCCAAAUCCAACAGUGCUUCAUUAAUUUUUUUCUCCAGAUUUCACGUCGGGUGACAAAAGAGGGAAGGGUGUCGAGAAGAGAGUUGGGGUUGUGAAGAGCCUUUCCCAGAGGACGCGCUAUCUCGCGGUGCGUGUGCAGGAUGGCUCACACGUUAUCAGAUACAACAGCAGGGGCGGAGGGAACAUGGCUUUGCAGAGAUUCCUUAUUCCCCAGGGGGGCUAAAUAAUUUAUUUUAGAUUAAUUUUUUUUUUCUUUGCUAUGACUCUGGAUGAUUCUCUAACUAAAUUAUGAAUAGCUGAAUAUGAUGUUCAAGUUAUCGUCGCAUAUCUUCCCCUGAAGGCUUCUCCUGUUUCAUUAUCUGCAUUUCAUUCUGGAGAUAAGAAAUAAAAGAAAAAAUGAAUUUUUAGUUUCAACCUUUGAAGACUUACAGUCAAGUUCUACUUCUAGAGGGCAACUUGGCAGUUUUCUACUUUCACUUUUAAGGAUGUCAUCCCCCUGACUCCUGGGUAUUUAUCAGAUUUGGCACGUCUGUCUGUGUGUAUGUGAGCUUUUGGGGAUUUACAUCCCUGUGGGAUAAAGGAGAGGUUUUUUUUUUUCCUGUAUAAAAUGCCACUUCUAAUGUUUUUUUGGCCGAGGUGUAAUUCUGGCUGUACGUGGGACUGUGACACUGCAAUGAAUUAAAUGGUUGCUGACGUUUA
Anas platyrhynchos (mallard) is the source of this 5350-nucleotide messenger RNA. It is a transcript of the gene VPS53, whose product is annotated as VPS53 subunit of GARP complex. The record is from RefSeq and is a predicted model, not a curated record. Gene Ontology annotation, cellular component: GARP complex. Lineage: Eukaryota; Metazoa; Chordata; Aves; Anseriformes; Anatidae. Gene Ontology annotation, biological process: retrograde transport, endosome to Golgi.